CGCGCCCUAUCAUUGCUGGCCGCGAGUGUUCCAAAGACGCGCGGAAUCUCGGUUCAACACAGAAUAAACUACUAAAAUAACUAAAUACUAAACUACUAAACUAUGGUUACUAAAAACACUAAAUAUAACUUAGUGAAAACGCCCUCAGUUUAGUUUAAGUGUGUGUUUUUUUUUCUAUAUUUUUGAAAAUGAAGACUUUAUUCGUGUUCAAUUUAGUGUUGUGUUUUUCGGCGAGUUUUGUGAGCGCCUUAUCAUCAUCAGAAGAGCUAGAAGUGACGGACACAUGCUGCGCACACGGCGAGAGCGCGGCCAUGACAGUAGCGUCAUGCGCAAGCGUCGCCCCCCCUGAAGAUAUAGAACCGGAGCAGAUGACUGUGUGUCUUGCUGCGGUGGCCAGUUGCUGUGAACAGCAGUUCUUAUUCAAAGAAUCAUGUUCAGCUGGGAUGAAACUAGCUGCUUCAAAGCGAUGUAGUACUGCAGAUUCGGAGAUCGGAACGACGUGUUGUGAGGAGUGUUCAUUUGGAAGAUGGACGGGCGAGUCUCAAGGCAAGGCAGCCUGUGGAGCUGCACCGUCUCCCGAAGGUGUCAGUCCUUCGACUGCGUUAAGGAAAGGGGCGUUCCAUGCCUGCUGUUUGGAAGCAGCAGAAACUCCAGAAACGACUACAGAAAAGAAACCUGAGACUACAACAGAGAAAAAGAUAGAGACCACUACUGAGAAGAAAGUGGAGAAGAAGAAGUGUAAAAAGGACUCUUGUGAACAUGAGUGUAAUGACGACGAUGGAGUUAUACGAUGCUCCUGUCGGGAAGGAUUUAGGCUUCAACCUGAUAAGAAAUCAUGUAAAGAUAUAAAUGAGUGUGCAGAAGCUACGGAUGAUUUGUGUACAGCGGAGGACACGGUGUGUCACAACACUCCCGGAGCCUUCAAGUGUGUCCCCAUCAAGAAGAGGGAUGUGGGCCUCAGCUGCCCUCCUGGCUUCAAGAGGAAUAUCAUCAACCAGGUGUGCGAUGAUAUCAACGAAUGCCAGCUGCCCCGGCCUCCUUGUCCGAAAUACCUCUGCGAGAACACGAUAGGCGGGUACAAGUGCGCCGGGAAGACCGGCAAGCCAUUCACAGAGGCUUUACCUGGGGCUGUCACUGAACCUACCGUCAGUUCCACUUCUCCCAAGAACGAUAUCUGCCCUCCUGGCUUUAGGGCGGGACCUGAUGAUGAGUGCGUUGAUAUUGACGAGUGCGGUGAAAGCCUAGACGACUGCCAGCAUCUAUCACAGCACUGCAUCAACACACACGGGAGCUUCUUCUGUCAGGACCACGUGUCCAAGCGCUGCGCUCCCGGUUUUAAGGUCAACAGCGCUACUGGGAUAUGCGAAGAUAUUGAUGAAUGUGAGGAAAGUUCAGAAGUGUGCCAGCGGACUGAGGUGUGCAUCAAUCUACCCGGAGCUUACAAUUGCAAGUCCAAAAUUAGCACUUUACCCAAGUUGGCGACUAAGACAUGUCAAGAAGGAACAAGGGCUCGUCCAGGUGGAUCAAUAUGCGAAGAUAUCGACGAGUGCAGAGAGGGCACACAUCUCUGUGAUCAGUUCCAGAACUGCAUUAACACGUUUGGAGGACACGAAUGUCGCUGCAAGAAUGGUUUCGAGCUGGAUUCCACUUCUGGGUCUUGUGUUGACAUCGACGAAUGCUCUCUGAAGCUGGACAACUGCGACAACGGACAGCACUGCCUGAACCUGUUGGGUACCUUCACGUGCACCAGGAAGCCUGUUACCAGCAGCACCACAUCCACCACCAACCCACCCAUGUAUGAGUACGAGUAUUAUGACUCCGACGAGGAGAACUCAACAACCGACAGCGGAACAGUUCCAACAGUAGCAACAAUCCCCACAACGUCUAGCACCACAACGACCACUACUACUACCACCCCCAAACCCACUACCACAUCCACCACCACCACUACCACUACCACCACUCCCAAACCCACUACCACUUCUUCCACCACUACUGUCAGACCCAGGUACCCUCCCUACUAUUACCCCAGAAGAACCACAACGAGUACCACAGUCAAACCAGUUACACCAAGAAGGCCUGAAUACCCAUACAAUAGGAGACCAGAUUAUCGCAGACCAGAAUACUAUCCUAGCCCUGACAACCCUAGAAGACCAGGCUCAGAUCCUCGUUACAGACCUGAUGUGUACACGACUCCUGAACCCAGGCCACAGCCACCUCCGAUUCCAGAACUACCGCCAAGACCUGGAACUCCAGUUAAACCGACUCCUGAAACACCAGAGGACAGGAGAACGAAUGAAAUAGGUGGAGACAAGCCUGAUGAACCGGAGCCAGGGUUCGAUAUUAAUGAUCUACAUUGUUUGGAUGGCUAUGAGAAAGAUGCUGAAGGCAACUGUGUUGAUACCGACGAAUGUUCCCUCGGCCAACACUCUUGUAAGAACACGGAGGUGUGUGUGAACAAGAAGGGCGGCUACAUCUGCGAGUGCAUGGCCGGCUUCCGCAGGGAGCCCGGCGGCUACUGCGUGGUGAUCACCACCAGUACUAGUACCACUACCACUAGUACCACCACUGAGAGGACUGCAAUAAGCUCUCCGGAAUGGGGUUACACCCCAGCUAGGCCGGGACGAAGGUAUCCACCGGCACCCUGCGAGCUGGGCUAUACCUACGACACCAGUGAAGGCAGAUGUGUUGACAUAGAUGAAUGCGCAACGAACAAAGCCACCUGUUCACCUCGGGAAGACUGUAUCAACGUAGAAGGAGGAUACCGCUGCGAGUGCGGCAGGAGAUGCCGCGGGGAGGUCGAUAGACCAACUUAUUCGCCACCAGCAUCAUCAUCAACAGCCCGCACCAUAUCCCCCGCAUCCACCUCGGGCCGCAACGUGAUCACAGUGGGCGCGCAGUACGGGCAGCGCGGGCCCUACUCGCCGCGCCCCGCCUACACGCGCCUGCCCGACUCCGGCGCCAUGGUGGCCUCCUGUCCCUGGGGGUACAAGCUCACGCCUGAUAAGAGGUGUUAUGAUAUCGACGAGUGUGCCCGCAAUGUCUCGGAGUGCGGUCCUCAACAGAGGUGCGAGAACUUCUACGGAGGCUACUCCUGCCAGUGCCCCGCUGGUCACAGGCUCGUCGGGCAGAACCAGUGCGAGGAUAUCAACGAGUGCAUGCAUGGCAACCCAUGUGCCUACAACGCCGACUGUCUCAACACAUACGGUUCAUACCGCUGUGCGUGCCGCGAAGGGUUCCGCAACGCCCCCUCCAACGACAAGGUGUGUGUGGACGUGGACGAGUGCUCCGAGACCCCCGGGGUCUGCAGCCAGGGCUGCUCCAACACCUGGGGGAGCUACCGGUGUUACUGCAAGAGGGGGUACCGACUGGAUGAGGAGACGAAACAAUGCGUGGACGUGAACGAAUGCGAGGAGUACUCCUCAGUGCGAAUCCGUGGCAAGCUGUGCGGCGGCGAGUGCAUCAACGAGCCCGGCAGCUACCGCUGCUCCUGUCCUGCUGGUUACAGGCUCUCUGAGGAUAGCAGGAGCUGCGUCGACAUAGAUGAGUGCGAGACGGGCGAGGCUCGCUGCGCGCACAGCGCGGAGCCGGGCUACGUGUGCCAGAACACGCGCGGCAGCUACCACUGCCACCACAUCGACUGUCCUGCUGGAUAUCGGCUCGAGGAUAAGCACCGCUGCGUCCGCGUGCAGCGCUCGUGCCAGGUGGGCGACUGGACGUGUCUGCAGCGGCCCAGCACCUACAGCUACAACUUCAUCACCUUCGUAGCCAACAUCUACCUGCCUUCAGGAAGUGUGGACUUGUUCACAAUGCACGGGCCGGCGUGGCGGGAGUCUGUCGUGAGCUUCGAGAUGAGAAUGAUAUCUGUGGAAGCGUCGCCAGGAGUCAACCCUGCUGGCCUCAGUUGUUUUGACAUGCGGCCAUCAGGCAACACCUGCGUGAUCUCCCUGCUGUGUUCACUCCAAGGUCCUCAAGUAGUGGAGUUGGAGCUCACCAUGUCGCUGUACCAGCACACCAUGUUCGCAGGGUCGGCAGUCGCCAGGCUUGUCGUUAUUGUGUCGCAGUAUGAAUACUAGGGGGACAGGUUUUAGGGAAUAUUCGUAAGGAAAGAUGACUGUCGUGGAUAGUACAACCCUAGUUAUUUUUAGGCUGUGCUCAAACCAAACUGACUGCCGAAUGUGAGCGAACUGUACGCAGCUUAUUGUAUUUCCAUACCAUUCACUUUUUCGUUCCAUCUAACCGACAAUUAUGCGUAAUAUGCUUAGACGAAGAAUGCUGACAUUCAGUUUGGCUUGAACGCAGCCAGAUUUGUUGGUGUUUAAUGGAGUAGAAUCAGAAAUCAAGUCGAAAGUGUGUUGUCUACGUCGCAUAUCAUCAGGUAACAUUGUUUAAGCGCGUGCCUACCACCAAUCAAAGAAAUAAUUAAAUUUGGACAAUAAAGGGUUGUACUAUCCCGACAAGCCCCCAAAGACACAUCUGGGCCAAAAAACCAUUUUCAAAUAAACAGCCGUUUUACCUAACACAACUAUAUACAUUGAAAACUAAAUGUAAAAAAUCCUAGUAAACAGUCGUUAAAAAUAUGUUGUCGGUGAACUUAGGCCUUUGACUACCUAUAGCGAUUAAUGUUUACUUGAGUAAAUAUAUACAUCGCUUAUUUAGCAACGAAGACUUCUACUGCCUGUUUCUUUCUUUUGUUAUCAAACUUUUAAAAUGGUUGCACGUACUUUAGAGUUUAUGCAACAAACAUUACUUGUAAUAAAAAUAUUGUAAGUCAUACUUUUUGUUACCUUUCUUGUUAAUACGUUAUAUGUAGUAACUACUUAAUAUUUAUAUAUUGUCUGGUAUUAAAUACCUAAUAAUUAAGAAA
Molecule: messenger RNA, 4867 nt
Organism: Helicoverpa zea (corn earworm)
Lineage: Eukaryota; Metazoa; Arthropoda; Insecta; Lepidoptera; Noctuidae
Product: fibulin-1-like
Exons: 24
Coding region: 189-4076 (1295 amino acids)
Molecular function (GO): calcium ion binding
Source: RefSeq, a predicted model, not a curated record